Verruconis gallopava is the source of this 2313-nucleotide messenger RNA. RefSeq lists its product as uncharacterized. The transcript has a single exon. The record is from RefSeq and is a predicted model, not a curated record. The coding region runs from base 60 to 2045 and encodes 661 amino acids. Lineage: Eukaryota; Fungi; Ascomycota; Dothideomycetes; Venturiales; Sympoventuriaceae.
UUGACAUUCAUCGGUGCAUUGUUUCGCCCAUUGUCCAAGCCCACAACAGCGCGUAUACAAUGCUCCAUGGCUUGCGCUGCAUCAGCAAACCCUCUCAAUAUGCCCUCAACACUUCUUCCAGUCAGGUAACCACAAGCCUCCUACUCCUGCAUCGACGAAGCUUGCAGACAGAACGCUUUUCCGCCUUCACGCCGCCGGAUCCUGCAAAACUUCCUAAACCUAAACCUCGCAAACCUUACAAGCGAAGGAAAUGGCCGCGCCGUCUGGUGAUCCUCACUCUUGUGGGCGGUGGCUUUUGGCUGGCAGAUAAGCAAUUUCAAGCCUCGGCUGUCACACGAUCACUUCGCACCUUCUAUACGGGCCUUUACAUCGGCCUUGACUACAAGAUAAACUUCAGACCGAAUCCUCCUUUUGCAGAUUCGGUCGAGGAUGUGCAUCGCCGGAGCGCGCAACGCAUCUUUAAUCUACUGCGUGAGAAUGGUGGUCUUUACCUCAAGAUCGGGCAGGCAAUUGCCAUGCAGAGCGCGAUUUUACCGCCCGAGUUCCAAAGGAUGUUUGCACGCAUGUUUGACGAUGCCCCCCAGAAUGAGUGGGCUGAUGUUGAGCGAGUUGUGAGGGAGGAUUUUGGCGGAAGGAGUGUGGAGGAGGUAUUUGGCGUGAGUUUUAGCGGUGACCCCACAAAGGGUAUCAUGGAACGGACUGCUAGAGCCUCUGCCAGUGUCGCGCAGGUACAUUGGGCGCGACUGGAAGAUGGUCGCGAAGUCGCAAUCAAGAUCCAGAAGCGCGAGAUUGCCCAGCAGGUUGGCUGGGACCUAUGGGCGUUCAAGAUCGUGAGUAGGGUUUACAGCUAUUGGUUUGAUUUGCCUAUCUACACGCUAGUGCCCUACAUCAGUGAGCGCCUGAUGUUAGAAACGGAUUUCGAAAAUGAGGCCAACAACUCGGAAGAGCUACGGCGAUACGUGCGUGGCGAAAAGCGACUCAGGGAUCGCGUGUACAUACCUACUGUGUACCGCGAGCUCAGUUCUAAGCGCGUUUUGACGGCCGAAUGGAUCGAAGGUGUGAGAUUGUGGGACAAGGAAGGUAUUACUGCACCUUGGUAUGGCGGAUAUGGAAAAGGUAGUCCAGGCGCUGGAGGUACACCUCUACAUGAUGAGCCAUCCGGCAACACAAUAUCACGCAUCCCCACCAACGAUCCAAACCGUGAGUGGCUUAAACCGGACCGGAACUAUUGGAAAGGCCCGCUCGGCAGAGGCGGCCUGGGUCUUAGCCUCAAGCAGGUCAUGGAAAUCAUGGUCGAUCUCUUCUCUGCGCAAAUGUUCCUCUUUGGACUCGUCCACUGCGACCCCCAUCCAGGCAACAUAUUCGUCCGACGCCUCCCCUCUGGCAAACCUGAGAUCGUGCUCAUUGAUCAUGGGCUCUAUAUUCGCAUGUCUUCUGAAUUCAAGCAGCAAUAUGCGCGAUUCUGGAAAGCGCUCCUAGCUUUCGACAACGCCACAAUCAAGGAGAUCGUCAAUUCGUGGGGUGUCAACAAUCCUGAUAUUUUUGCCUCGGCGACGCUACUUCGACCGUACGAAGGCGGCGAUGGUAGCACGACCGCGGAGCUGCGCAAGGACCUUGUGGGCAAGACGGACCGUGAACGCGCCUACGAGAUGCAGAUGAAGAUGCGAGCGGGGAUUAAGCAGAUUCUCGGCGAUGAGACGAAGUGGCCUCGCGAACUCAUUUUCAUCGGUCGCAACCUGCGCAUCGUACAGGGCAACAACCAGUUUCUAGGCUCGCCCGUGAACCGUAUCAAGAUCACGGGUUUGUGGGCCAGCCGCGCUCUAGUCGACAAUCCAGAUAUCAGUUUGGUAGACAGGAUCGCGAACUUAGGACGCCAUGUCAUAUUUAGAGCUGUACUGUGGGGCUCAGAUGUGAUGUGGUGGUGGUUUCGUCUGAGGCAGCUGCUUGGGUUGGGUCGGGGAAUGGACGAUGAGAUCGAGGAGCGGAUGAGACGCAUCGCCAAGGACAUGGGGGUGGAGUUGCAGCACGGUAUUUUUGAAGGUUGAGCUGGAGUCGAAUGCAUGAUGCAGUCUUGUUGACAACAGUUGGCAUAUUGUACUAAUAUUGCGUACAUGGGCUCCCAUUCGUAAGGAGCUGGUAUUUUAAAUUGGGCCAUGCUAGUAGACUCACGACUCUGAUGUUAGACUUCGAUAGAGAGACGAAGCGGCAGAUAGCAUCGCCGCUUAAUUUCUAGAUCAUCACUCAGAAACAUGAGUGUGACAACGAUGUGCAUUUGAAAUAGCGCCUAUUCAAAUAUACGGCGCAAAAGUCUGC